Messenger RNA from Sorex araneus (European shrew), 664 nucleotides. RefSeq names its product mediator complex subunit 21 (gene MED21). The record is from RefSeq and is a predicted model, not a curated record. Gene Ontology annotation, cellular component: mediator complex. Gene Ontology annotation, biological process: regulation of transcription by RNA polymerase II. The transcript is spliced from 4 exons. The coding region runs from base 39 to 473 and encodes 144 amino acids. Gene Ontology annotation, molecular function: transcription coregulator activity. NCBI's taxonomy places the organism in Eukaryota, Metazoa, Chordata, Mammalia, Eulipotyphla, Soricidae.
CGCAGCUGUGCCGGCGGCUCGGGGCGGCUCGGGUGAACAUGGCGGACCGGCUCACGCAGCUGCAGGACGCGGUGAACUCGCUCGCCGAUCAGUUCUGUAAUGCCAUCGGCGUCUUGCAGCAGUGCGGGCCGCCUGCGUCCUUCAGCAACAUCCAGACGGCGAUCAACAAGGACCCGCCCGCCAAUCCCACCGAGGAGUACGCCCAGCUUUUCGCGGCUCUCAUCGCACGAACAGCAAAAGACAUCGAUGUCCUGAUAGAUUCUCUGCCCAGUGAAGAGUCCACGGCCGCCUUGCAGGCCGCCAGCUUGUACAAGCUGGAGGAGGAGAACCACGAGGCGGCCACGUGCCUGGAGGACGCCGUGUACCGCGGGGACCUGCUGCUGGAGAAGAUCCAGAGCGCCCUGGCCGACAUCGCCCAGUCCCAGCUGAAGACGCGCAGCGGCGCCCACAACCCGCCCCUCGCCGAGUCCUAGCGCCCGAGCGGCCAGGCGCACUGACACCCGCCGCCUCCUCUUUCCCGGUGUCCGGCGUCGCUCUGGUGCAGGAACCCGGGAGGCUGCGCGGAGCAGCUCCGACUCUCGCCUCCUUUUCCUCACUGGGAUGGACUUCCUGAGGCAGAGACUGCGCGGAGGGGCGCGGCGUGAUUAAACGCGGCUGCUCCGAA